Teleopsis dalmanni is the source of this 494-nucleotide messenger RNA. RefSeq lists its product as uncharacterized. The coding region runs from base 12 to 494 and encodes 160 amino acids. The transcript has 3 exons. The record is from RefSeq and is a predicted model, not a curated record. NCBI's taxonomy places the organism in Eukaryota, Metazoa, Arthropoda, Insecta, Diptera, Diopsidae.
AAUAAGUCAGCAUGGAAAUCGCAGAAAAUUUAAAUAAUUUAUUAUAUAAUGUUUGUGAUAUUGUUCACAAUAUAAACGCGACAGUUGGUGCAUAUACAAAAACAAAUGCAAUGAUUUAUAAACAAAUUCAAAAUAUUCAAAAUCAACAAAUAAGAAUGCUUUCUUCAAUGAUUGCUAGAAAGCAAAGGAAGUGCUGGACUUUGAAAAGAGCGAAGAAGUUUUGGGAAGAAGAUUGCCAAAAAAAUGGCCCUGAGUUCUUUAAAGAAAAUUUUCGCAUGAGCAUUGAAUCUUUCAAUGAGCUAUGCCAUCUUUUGAAAAAUCUGCAAAAGCAAGACACCAGCUUUAGGUAUGCAAUUUGUUUGAGAAAACGAAUUGCAAUUGCACUUUACUGUCUUGGCUCAUCAGCUGAAUUCAGAAGCAUUGCAAAUAUGUUUGACAUUCUACUUAAAAAGGCUAUUUCUCUAAGAUCUCUGGAUGAUCCUGGUCCAAUAUAG